UGCGCAUGCGCAGUGGCGGCAAGGAGCGGUGGGACGCGUCGCCAUGGUGACGGCAGCCGCCAUGGGGCAAGAGCGAAGGGAGAGCGGGGCUUGGGAGCAAGAGCUGAGGGCGGCCAAGAAGACGGCGCUCCUGCAGGGCGGCAGGCGGAGGGUCCACUACUCGUUUGAAGAUGCCCGCGAGAUGAUUGAGGAAUAUGAUGUCAUCACAGAGCUGCUGAUGUUGCGUAGGUGGCGUGUGCGCUCUAUGCUCGGGGCGCCCCGGGCCUGGGAGACAGAGGUGGGGGAACCCGGCCCAUCCCCAUCAUCAGUCGAUACGCUCAAGGAGAGCGCAGCCGCUCCCGUGUGUGUUCGCGGGGAGACACGGGAGGAGCUAUGGUGGCGUGUGAGGAAUGUGCCCUAUCCUCCACACGUGUUCUCCGUGUGUGUAGACAGCACCAACAAUAACCUCGUGAUCAGCACCUCCAACCACAAGUACUAUAAGCGACUCUCCAUCCCAGAUCUGGAUCGCUUGGAGUUGCCUCUAGACCCAGAGGCCGUGUCCUUCAGUCAUAACAACCACACACUCAUUGUCAAGUACCAAAAGCCAGCUCGGCUGCUGGAUCACGAGAAGCGCGUGCGGAGAGAGAUCUGCACACUGAGCUCUGAGGGGAACACUGAGGACAAGCCGCAGUGCAACACACAGUGAUGUCUCACCACAGAGUAGCACACAGUGUAACACAGUAUAAUAAUUUAAUAUAGCGUUAUUCAUCCCAACAGCAUCCUACAGUGCUGUACAAUUAUAUAUAAAUACUAAUCCCAUAUUUGCGGUUAGCUACACAGCGCGAAAGAAGCCGACACACAUACCAAGCAAAUUAAAACCCUACGAAGCAAAAGCAAAAAUAAAUAAAAUUAAGAAAUGGCACCAAAACAAAAAGUACAAACAACAAAAGCUAUCACAAUUCAUAAAUAAUACAGCGAUGUCUCACUACAGUGCAAUCAACACUAGACAAAGACAAAAAUCCCCAGUGUAGCCUUAACAGACGAGACAAGUGCUGUUAGCAAGCACCGACGAAGGCCGGCACGGCACACGGGGUGGUGUGUGGCCAGUACCAUGCCCACCUUUGUCUCCCCAGUGGCAAUGUUUACACACUGCACCAGGUAGUCAUUUGAGGCUGAGUCGACCUAGGGGAGGUCCAGACCAGUUCAGAUAAUCGUGACUGGUGUUUACCACGGGUGGGAAUUUAACCUCGGUUGCUGGGUUCAUAGCGCAAUGCGUUAACCGCUCCACUACUGCUCCCCACACAGUGUAAUACAUAGUGACGUCUCGCCAGUGCGACAAUACACUGCAACACACAGUGCCAUCUCACCACAGUGCAACGGUGGGAACUGUACUGUGACUUCCAAUAAAAAAAAUAUACCUCUCA
This is a messenger RNA of Petromyzon marinus (sea lamprey), 1403 nucleotides long. It is a transcript of the gene DPCD, whose product is annotated as deleted in primary ciliary dyskinesia homolog (mouse). NCBI's taxonomy places the organism in Eukaryota, Metazoa, Chordata, Hyperoartia, Petromyzontiformes, Petromyzontidae. The record is from RefSeq and is a predicted model, not a curated record.